This is a messenger RNA of Nematostella vectensis (starlet sea anemone), 3372 nucleotides long. Its product is annotated as protein artemis. Gene Ontology annotation, biological process: interstrand cross-link repair; double-strand break repair via nonhomologous end joining; protection from non-homologous end joining at telomere. The record is from RefSeq and is a predicted model, not a curated record. The transcript has 16 exons. Gene Ontology annotation, molecular function: damaged DNA binding; 5'-3' DNA exonuclease activity. Bases 238 to 2811 code for a protein of 857 amino acids. NCBI's taxonomy places the organism in Eukaryota, Metazoa, Cnidaria, Anthozoa, Actiniaria, Edwardsiidae.
AGAGGGACUGGUGACAAUUUAGAGAAUCCGCCAUUUUCAAAAUGGUCGCACUCUUAAGAAAUAAGUAAUGUUUUUUUUAAGUUUUAUCUUUUCAAAAGACUCUUAAAUUGAUGAUACUGGCUCAAUAUCACUAAAUGAUGAGCAUCUGUUUUUAUUCAAAUAAUGUCUUAUUGCUAGGUCUCAAAGACCCAAAUAAUUCCGUGUAUUCACGUUACGAAGCAAGGCCAAGCCGAAAGGAUGAGUUGUUUUCGGGGGAAACUCUUGGAAUACCCUCAAGUCUCCAUCGACUGUUUUGAUAAUGAAAACCUUGAUUCCUACGCAUACUUCUUAUCACAUUGCCAUAGAGAUCACAUGCAAGGCCUAGACUCUGCCACUUUUUCAGAUGCCAUCAAGUCAAAAAAACAAAGAAUAUUCUGCUCAGAGACCACUAGAAAUUUACUUCUUUGUGAUGCAUCCUUUUCUCACUUGGAGGAGUACUUGACUGGCAUUCCAUUAGACCAGCCUUUUGUAGUGACCCCUUAUGAUAAAGAAACUAACAAGGAGGAGGUGAUCACAGUUACACUUUUUUCUGCUGGCCACUGCGUUGGGUCAGUCAUGUUCCUGUUUGAGGGUUUGAAGGGUAAUGUGCUAUACACAGGAGACUUCAGGUUGGCUACAGGUGAUACCAAGCGCAUAACAGUACUUCACUGCAAUGGCAGAGUGAAAGACAUUAGAAGUGUCUACAUUGAUACAACGUUCUGCCUGCCCAAAAUGAUGUCCAUCCCUAGUAGAAAGGAGACAAAUGAUGCAAUUUUCAAAGUGAUUGACAGAUGGUUCAGCCAGGGAGCAGAACAUGUUGUUAGUCUGCAAUGCAAGUCAAAGUAUGGGUACGAGUAUAUGCUCAAGUCAAUUGCCAUAUACUACAAGAUUAAGAUACAUGUUAGUGAUGAGAGGCUAGAGAUGUACCGUUAUUUAUCCGAUAUGAUUCAACACUUUACUACAGAUGCAAGCAAGACAAGAAUCCAUGCAUGCCACUGGAAGAAUUCAGAUUCAUCAACACUACCAUGUGGGCUUGUGCUGCCGAAUGGGCUAGAGCCGAAAGUUCUACGAAUUCGGCCGUCUACUUUUUGGUUUGCACAGCGUCCCCAGCCUCUCCCUGCUGACAACAUCAAGUAUUGCAAAGAGCAGAAGAUGUGGCGUGUGGUCCACUCCAUGCAUGCCUCCAUGGAAGAGAUCCGUGACCUGGUUGGCUACCUCCGCCCGGAACACGUGCACCCAAACGUUGAGCCAGGAGGGUUGUACACCAUGGACGACGCCAAAAAAUGGCUUAGCGAUCUGACACGCGGCGAUCCCGGUGACGAGAAAGACAUCGAUGAUGCGUUUAGGACACUGUGUAGUGCAGGCAAAAAAAAGCGCUGCAAGAAAGCGCCAAGUGCGUCAGUCACUGAUUUCUUUAGAGAGCUCGGGCUGGAAGAUGAUGAUGUCCCUGUGGCUCCCCUUCCACCCAAACGGAGGAGAAGAACUAAAACACCUGAUGCAAACCCUGCCCGCCCUUCAGAAGGUAAGGAAACACGUGCUGGGAAGCCCGUCUCUUCUUUGGAAGGAAGGGAAACACCUUGCGCCAGUCCUUCACGCCUUGUAAAAGAAGAGAAGUCACCCUCCUGCUAUCCACCGGAAAAAGAGGGGAUCCAAGAUAUCUAUAAAGACGGUCAAGUCGAGAAAGACGACCAGAGAACGAUUAAUGAAGGAAAGUCAGACUCAGAGUCAGACUCUCCGGCGCAAGAGGAGAAUGAUGAUGAGAAAACUAAUAUACGUUUCGGGGAAGAGAGGAGGGAGUUAGCUUGUCCAGGUGGAGACAAAAUGGAAAGCACCGCUCAAGUAAUUGUGGAUUGUUUGAGUACAGUCAAAGUAACUAAUCUGUCUAGUGUACAAGAUGUAACAAGUCAUGAAAAACAAAGCAGUGGUGUCGUUGCUGCUGAAACCGCACCUCAAUACGGGGACUUAUUGAUGUCAGAUAGAGAGGAUAACCGCUCAGUAGCUGUAAAAACUGAUAAGGGAAACUAUAGAGAGGAGUCCAAACGUAUUUUAAGUGUGGCACAGGAAACUAGAGUACCGAGUAUAGAUAGUAUUGAACGUGUCGAGGAAGACUCAGCAUCAUACAGGGAGCAUGUCACAGAGAAAACUCCGCAGGUUUGCAUUGAGAGCGGUGAGGGCGACGCGGCACACAAAUCUGAGUCGGUGUAUGAGAGCAUCGAGGAUAAUUCCCAACAUAACAAUAGGCUAAGGUCAGUUCCUCGCCUGGGGAAUACCUUUGAGAGCGCGAGAAGAGAUAGACGUGAUGUUGGAGAGGGGGGUUGUCACAUUGCGGAGUCCUCAACAAUGCAUGCUGAGGAAUCCGAUGUGAAAGUCGGUCAAGGAAAUGAGCUCCCUGUUGUCGAGCACUUCUUGGGCGGCCGCAACUCUUGCAAAACGUCAUCGGUACAACUGACUGAUUCUAAACCACGUGGGAGUUCUGUAGCAAUAAUAAAUCAGCCGAUUAAGGUCCCUGAUGUCAAUGCUCCAGGGAUAGCCAUCGUUUGUCAAACGUCCUCGGGGCAUCAGACUGACUCUAAACCACGUGGGGAUGAUGUGUCACUACACAGACAGGGUGACCACCUUGCAGGGCUUGUUAGCGCAGGCGAGGUGCGAUCCCCGGGUUGUAGCCCUGAGGAUGUGCUUGCGGUUCCGGCCUCCCCUGGUUUAGUUCCUCCUAGCAGCGGGGCUCUGACUGAUUUAUAUCAAAGGCUUCAUGCUGGUGAAAAUAUUGCAGCAAAGUCCAUGUCUUUUCGGUAGUUUUUUUUUAUAUAAAGAAUUACACUCACCAUUUAGAAGAAAGAAAAAGAAAUUCUAUUAUAUUUUUAUCGAAAAAUAUCGAAUAAUAAUAAAAUCUUAAAUUCCAGUCCAAAAAUUCGCUCUUAUCAAUACAAAUCUUUAUACCAUAUUUUGUUGCUGCCUUUUUUUUCUCCAAAAAUGAUACAUCGAUCAAUUUAUCCACUGCCAUUUUUAUGCUCGCUACUCACCACUAUCGCUGGAUAAAUAGUGAGUCACGAACCAAUCAGGCUGCAUCAGACUCGUAGCCAGUCGUUAUUUGCUGUUGCGCGGUAACCCACAGGCACCCUGUAAAGCGGAGACAAAAAAAAUAUGAAUUCCGCACCCUGACCGUCAUACACAGUGCGAUUCUUCAACCUCCCGCCUGCAUCGCGCGCCGUCUGGGUACGAGACUGUAUGGCGAAUAUUCUUAGAUGGCCUUUUCCCAAAUACUGCAAAAAACGUCGAUUAUGUGACGUUUAUUUUAUCUUUUCCACUUUAUGCUAAACUGACAUGUUCGAAAAUAAAAAAUGUAAAAGAUUAAAA